This is a messenger RNA of Mollisia scopiformis, 558 nucleotides long. RefSeq names its product DUF1742-domain-containing protein. Gene Ontology annotation, biological process: vacuolar transport. The coding region runs from base 1 to 558 and encodes 185 amino acids. The transcript is spliced from 3 exons. NCBI's taxonomy places the organism in Eukaryota, Fungi, Ascomycota, Leotiomycetes, Helotiales, Mollisiaceae. The record is from RefSeq and is a predicted model, not a curated record. Gene Ontology annotation, cellular component: endosome.
AUGGCUUCAUUUCCGAAUAAUUAUACACAUCGAAAGGUCGCAGAUACAGCCGCCAAGGCUUGCGAAAUAUGUUACAAACCGAGCACCAGCGUUCUAGUGACACCCGAAAAUAAGGAUUUCUUUUAUGUCUGUCCUGCUCAUUUGAAAGACAAAGGAUUUUGUAAUCCCAUUAUUGAUGAAGCUGCCGUAGCGGCCAAAAAGAAGAGGGAGAUGGAGGCAGAAGUGCAAAGGGUGAAACAGGAGUUCGAGGAGAAGCAAAAGAAGAAGAAAGAGAAAGAAAAGGGCGCCAAAGACAAGAACAAGGACAAGGAUAAGGAUGCCGAAGGCGAGAAGAGUGAAACCAAGGAUGAGAAAAAAUCCGAUGAGAAGGUGAGGCCUGUUCUAAGUCAACCUGCGACGAGCCCUUCACCGGAGGAAGAGCCUAGGGUUUUCAGUCUACAGAAGGCGUUCUAUCAACUGAGAAUCGACAAGAAACGGAAUGCGGAAGUUGCCAAACGGAACCGGGAACGUCUCCAAAACCCAAAUCUCUUCCCUCAAGUGCCGAAAGGAUUCCCUUAA